Molecule: messenger RNA, 3405 nt
Organism: Acanthochromis polyacanthus (spiny chromis)
Lineage: Eukaryota; Metazoa; Chordata; Actinopteri; Pomacentridae
Product: serine/threonine-protein kinase PAK 6-like
Exons: 11
Coding region: 362-2278 (638 amino acids)
Biological process (GO): protein phosphorylation; regulation of MAPK cascade; intracellular signal transduction
Cellular component (GO): cytoplasm
Molecular function (GO): ATP binding; protein serine/threonine kinase activity
Source: RefSeq, a predicted model, not a curated record
GAUUUCUGCUUGGUUUUAUAGAGAAUGAUCAAAUUAAAGCCACAGAAGAGCAAGUUAUGAACAGCAGGGGGCGCUCUGAAAGCAGCAUUAAAUUCGCAUGUUGGAAACGAUUCAUCUCACCUGGUGAGACGGAGACGAGUAAGGUGGGGGAGGGAGAGAGACAGUGGGAGGAGAAAGAAGAGCAGCAGAGAGUCUGAGGAGGAGAACGACGCAGGAACCGUUUCACCUGGACUCUGCUGCCAGGUCGAGGUGGACCGAUCUGAUCUGGACAGGUUGGACCUGGUCUACCUGCAGCAGAGAGACACCGACUUGCACUCAGGUCUCAUCAUCUGCCCACCAGCGUCACAGCUUUGUCGUGGCGAUGUUCAGCCGCAGGAAGAAGAAGCGCAGGCUGCAGAUCUCGGCGCCGCAGGACUUCCAGCACCGCGUCCACACGUCAUUCGAUGUUACCACAGGACGCUAUGUGGGUUUGCCGCCACAGUGGCAGAGCGUCAUCGACACACUGAAGAGGCCCCGCCCCCUGGUGGACCCCUCCAGGAUCACUGAGGUUGAACUCGUACCAAAGAAGACGAUCGUUCGCGGCAGCUUCAUCGGUCACGGCGACUACAUCAGUCAUGUGAUCUCGGAGAUGAACCGUCUGUCCGUCUCCAGCUCCAACUCUUUGCGUCGCAGCAGCCCGUCGGCACGGAAACGGGCCCGCUCACUGGGCAAACUGGGAGAACUGGCCGAGGACGAGUCGUAUCAGUACGAGGAGCUCAAUCGUCAUGGCAACAGCGUGAAGAGCGGCGGGAGCUCCACCUACUGGCAGGACCGAAUCCGACAGGUGCGCAGCGAGAGCGGCAGCCCCAAGCUGAACGGAGCCCUGCAGAGAGCAAAGUCCACCUGCCAGAUGGGCUCACAGUCCGAGGCCACGUCCCCCACGCCCAGCACACCUCAGAGGACAGGUGAGUCAGCUGGACAGUACGCCCGCAGUGAGGGAGCAGCGAUACGACAGAGGCCGACUUCAUGUCACUUCAACCAGCAGACUGUGGAGACCAGCAGGGGUCAUCCGAGGCUCAGACCAGCAGCCAGUCAAUUGCCAGACCUGCUGUCCUCCUCCAGAGAAACUCCCAGAAGACCACACUCCUCCUAUGACCUAAAGAUCAACUCCCCCACCUCUCGCCUCCUUCUCCCGCCCCCCAAUAGCACCAGCAGUCCCAUCAUCACAGGUAGAGGGGCACCUCAGCGUUUGCCCCGCUCCUCCUCCAGCUUCUGCGUCCCGACAAAAACUCAAAACCCCUCGAUUCAGAGCGGCCCCUCCCUGCCCCGUCCCUCCCCUGCUGGCUCCCCGGGUCAGCCUUCCUCCUCCUCCCAGCAGGCAGGACCUGAUGGAGGUCCUCAGAAGGUGACCCACGAGCAGUUCAAGGCGGCGCUGCAGAUGGUGGUGGAUCCGGGCGACCCACGGAUUACGCUGGAGAACUUUGUGAAGAUUGGGGAGGGGUCCACAGGUGUGGUGUGCAUCGCCCGAGAGAGGCACAGCGGGCGACAGGUGGCCGUGAAGAUGAUGGACCUGAGGAAGCAGCAGCGCCGAGAGCUGCUCUUCAAUGAGGUGGUGAUCAUGAGGGACUACCGGCACCAGAACGUGGUGGAGAUGUACCGCAGCGCACUGGUGGAGGAGGAGCUGUGGGUCAUCAUGGAGUACCUGCAGGGUGGCGCUCUGACCCACAUCGUCAGUGAGACCAGGUUGAAUGAGGAGCAGAUAGCGACGGUGUGUGAAGGCGUCCUGAAGGCGCUGACCUACCUCCACUCCCAGGGGGUCAUCCACCGAGACAUCAAGAGCGACUCAAUCCUGCUCACGCUGGACGGGAGGAUAAAGCUGUCAGACUUUGGUUUCUGCGCUCAGAUCAGUAAAGACGUCCUGAAAAGGAAAUCUCUGGUUGGGACUCCGUACUGGAUGGCUCCUGAAGUGAUCUCCAAAAAGCCAUAUGGGACUGAGGUGGACAUCUGGUCUCUGGGCAUCAUGGUGGUGGAGAUGGUGGACGGAGAGCCGCCAUAUUUCAGCGACACGCCCAUCAUCGCCAUGAAGAAGCUGAGAGAUGAACCAGCGCCCAACGUCAAGAACAUCCGGAGGGUGUCUCCAGUGUUGAAGGACUUCCUAGGCUGCAUGUUGACUCGUGACACGUUGCAGCGCAGCAGCGCCGCCGACCUGCUGGAGCACCCGUUCCUGCUGCAGGCCGGGACGCCACGCUGCCUGGUGCCACUGGUGGAGCAGCACCGCAAACGCAUGUCGCUCUGCUGAACGCCCGAUGCUCGUCUGAUGCUCACCUGAGACUCACCUGAGUUUGUCUCUGAUGCUCACAUGAACACUCAGUCCAUUUUGGCUGCAGCGGCUCAGCUUGAGUCCUUUUCGUUGUUACAGAUGUUACACGUUAGCCCACUUCUGAUUGGUUGUUAUGAAGCUUGCAGCAGCUAAUCACAUAUCAGGGUUGGUAUGAGCCCCUCCCAUCUCAGCUUACUGUUAGAGCUCCUUCAGCCAAUCAGGUGAGUGAGCCCAGCCUGAAGGCAGGUCUGAGAGGUCACUUCAGGUCAUGAACUUUGACCUCCGGCUGCAGGACAGUUUGUUUAAUCUGAAGCAGCUGACGUUCACCUUUUACGUUGACAGCUUGUCCACAGUUUUCUGUGAGUGAACAGAAGUUUAAACUUGACCAACCUGUUUUUACUGGUACCUGAGCUGCUGUGUGCUGCUCCCUGUUCGACUUUCACCUCCUGUUCUGUAGUUUUUUAACAGUAAAAUGCAGGAAUUUAAUUUUUGAACAUUUCAGAUUCAUUCAUGCUUCGACAGAUCAUGAAAAUAAAAACAUCAAUAAGGAAAUUUCUAAGUUAGAGUUAAAGAAAAAUUCAAGCCUUAAAUGGAAGAAACCCAAACAUAAACGAAUGCAGGAUUCUGUUUUAAAUCAGUUUUAUUCUGAUUCUGACUUCAGAUCAGCUGCAGACACAUUUCAGGUCAGAACGUCUGUCAUAGCAACUUCACAGAAAUGUAUAAAUGUAAAAAAAAAUGUUAAAAAUUAAGGACAGAUUGUAUUUCUCUCAGCUGAGCAGAAGAUGCUUUAAAUUGAAGAAGCUCUGUAUCAGAGCUUUAUUUUAAAUCAAUACAUGUCAAUAUGUCUGCGCCAUGAAACCCAACAGAAAACAAACCAACAGUGUCAACAUAUAAAAUAAUCUAACAGCGAGUAAUUAAUUAAAUUCAGAUUAAUUCGAUUAUUUAUACAAUGAAUUAACUGACUAAUCAUUUGGUCUAUAAACAUCCAAAAACAGAUUUAUUUGAUGUCUUUUGCUUGAUCAUCAAGUAGAAUUCAUCUUAUCUUGAGACCAUGUUUGCAUGUUUCUCUUCAUAAAUGCGCAGACUGAGCAUUUUUUCUUGUGACG